GCUUGCCAUAACUUAUGGCAUAAGAUCGAGAAGAAGAUUCAUGCGAAGACUGUACGGAUUUCUAAAAACGAAACAGAUCUUAUUUGAAAAUCAGGAAAUACGGUUUCCAACUCUAUUAAAACCAAAAUAUAUUUAUAAUAGAUAAUUUUUAGUUGAUUUAUGAAUUUUCAAGCCAGCGGGAAGCUGGAAAUUUAAGCAAUCUGAGAAGGAAAAGAAGACGACCGGGCGGAAAAACCUUGCACAAAUCUGAAUAGGUGGGACAACGAACUAAGCUACGGUCAUUCAAACAUUGCGACAAGUGCGAGAGAAAACUAGAAAGAUGAAGGCGUCGAUUGUGGUCUGCUCCGUUUUCAUCGUGAGUUUAUCAGGUGUGAUAGAAGCAGCAUUUGGCUUUGGAAAAAGUGACCGAGUGCGGCUGGAAGACAUCUCAGUACUGACCCUCAAACAUGGGAAGAUGACGACGGGAAGGAGAUCAAGUCCAGUAAAACAGCUACAAUGUGUUGGUGGUUCCGCUGCCCAUGCAUUCACCCCACAGGUUGUACAGUGUUAUAACAGAGGAUCCGACGGGUAUGAUGUUCAGUGGGAAUGUAAGACUGACAUGGAUAAUGCCUAUCGCUUUGGUCAGAUCGAGGUCAUUUGUGAGGGAUACUCCUCGCCAGACGAUGAAUACAUUCUCAAAGGAUCGUGUGGCCUGGAAUACACACUUGAAUACACAAAGGAAGGUAUGAACCAGAAGAACAGCGGAGGGAACUAUCACAGUUACUAUGGCAACGAUGAUGGAUCUUAUGACAACUACUAUAACCAAAGCCGGCAGAAAUCUGGGAAGACGGAUUGGUUAUUCCUCGCCAUCGUUGCAGUCUUGAUGUACGUUAUCUACAGAACCUGCAUUGCCAGUACACCCAAUGAAUCGGGCACCGCUGGCAGCGAUGACGGUUACCCAGGCCAGAGAGGGACAGGAUUUGGGCCAGGGGGUGGUGGAGGCGCACCCCCUCCACCGGGCUUCAGGGACGAUGGGUACUCUGGAGGCAGCUGUAGCGGUACUCAAGGGCACUCAUCAGGGUACACCAGGGGUGCGGGGACUGGUGGAGGGGGUCUUGGUGGGGGUGGAUUCUGGACCGGUGCUGCUGCCGGGGGUCUGCUUGGCUAUCUCUUUGGUGGAAACAGAAAUCGUGGCUAUGGAUACGGGGGCUAUGGCAGGCCGAGGUAUGGCUACACUGCUCCAAGGUACAAUAGCGGAUUCUCCUCAGGCUGGGGUAGCAGUAGCAGGAGCAGCGGUUUCUCAGGGUUUGGUGGUGGGGGAAGUUCAGGCACAAGAACUGCUUCAGGUUUUGGUGGGACGAGAAGACGAUGAGACAUAAUUGAAUCAUCCAUGAUAGGUCAGCAUUUUUAUUUCAGUGUGUGUCACAACCUUCACUUGUGUGAUAGCGCCCUCGCUCUAAUCAUUGGGUAAUUUAACGUGGUUCAUACUCUAUAUGCGCUCUUUCUACAAGCAGGCGGUCUACUUCUCAAGCCGUAUCACAACAUCAUGGCUGAACCCACUUGGUCUACUAG
Lytechinus variegatus (green sea urchin) is the source of this 1551-nucleotide messenger RNA. RefSeq names its product store-operated calcium entry-associated regulatory factor-like. Gene Ontology annotation, biological process: regulation of store-operated calcium entry. The coding region runs from base 320 to 1351 and encodes 343 amino acids. The transcript has 9 exons. The record is from RefSeq and is a predicted model, not a curated record. Gene Ontology annotation, cellular component: endoplasmic reticulum membrane. Lineage: Eukaryota; Metazoa; Echinodermata; Echinoidea; Temnopleuroida; Toxopneustidae.